GCCGUGAUUGGCCGGAGCCGCACGUCAAUCAAAGCGGCCCCCGCGUCUCAUUGGUGAAAGACUAGCCGUCGUCUCCGACUCUCGCGGUACUGCUGCACGAAGAUGGCGGCCGAACUGGUGGAAGCGAUGAACAUGGUCAAAAGUUUCCGGGUCUCAGACCUGCAGACGCUGCUGGCCUCAAUGGGCCGCAGCAAAAGUGGGCUGAAACAGGACCUGGUGGGGCGUGCACUGCGGCUAGUGCAGACUGAAUACAGCCCAGAGCUCCUGAAGAACGUCAGACAGCUCUACGAGUCGCGCUUCCCCAAAACAUCUGGCUGGCUUGCGGCACGGCGUCCGGAGAGCGUCUCAGUUGCCUAUUCAUCCCUCAGCUCCUCCCCCACUGCCACCUCUCAGGGCGCAGACUACCUCAACGGCAUUUCCAAACCCAUCCCCACGCCUGCACCAGAAGUCAAGCUGGUGCCACUGCCCUUCUACCAAACAUUGGAGACACUGUUGCCACCAACAGAGCUAAUUGCCCAGAACAAUGAGAAACUGCAGGACAGUCAGUGCAUAUUUGAGUUAACACCGAAUCAAGCAGACCAGAUCAGAAAUGCAAGUGAGCUUCGUCCAGGAAUCAGAUCUAUCCAAGUGGUUCUUAGACUCUGUUACACAGACUCCAUUGGCGUUCAGGAAGACCAGUAUCCUCCUAACAUUGCUGUCAAAGUCAACCAGUCCUACUGUCACGUGCCGGGCUAUUACCCAUCGAAUAAGCCUGGUGUUGAACCCCGUCGUCCUUGUCGUCCUGUAAACAUCACUCCCUGGUUGCAUCUCUCCAACGCCACCAACAGAGUCACUGUCACCUGGGGAAACUUUGGCAAGCGGUACUCUGUGGCAGUGUAUUUAGUGAGGGUUUUCACUGCGGCGGACCUCUUCAGCCAACUCAAACACUGCUCUGUUGAGAGCGCAGAACACUGUCGUGAACGCAUCCAAGACAAACUACGAUUUGAUCCAGAAAGUGAAAUUGCAACCACAGGCCUGCGAGUUUCUCUCAUCUGUCCAUUGGUGAAGAUGCGGCUCGGUGUGCCAUGUCGAGUUUUAACUUGUGCUCAUCUCCAGUGUUUCGACGCCGUCUUCUUCCUGCAGAUGAAUGAGAAGAAGCCCACAUGGACUUGCCCCGUCUGUGACAAGCCCGCUCCCUUUGAGCUGCUCACUAUUGAUGGGCUGCUAUCUGAGAUUCUGAAAGAGACGAGUGAGGACAUCGAGGAGAUUGAGUACUUAACCGACGGCUCCUGGCGACCCAUCAGAGAUGAGAAGGAGAGGGACAGGGAAAGAGAACGCAGCAACACACCAGAGUAUCCUGUUGUUGAUAUAUACAUUCCUGAAGCAAACGGUCAUUCACCGGCCCACAGCAGCACCAGCCUGACGGGCAAAUCCGGAACCAGUUCCGUGGGGAUGGCAGGAGUCACAGGAGGACCUGCUGUGACGCCGGCGGGAGGUGCAGUGGUAGAUCUGACUCUUGACUCCUCCUCUGAGGAGGAAGGUGGCGGGGCAGGAGGAGACAGCGAGGACACUGAGGACAGCGCUGACAGUCCUGCCCCAAAGAGGGGCCGAUACAACUACGACAAGGACCUGGUCACUGCCUACUGACCCCGCAGCUCUGUCCCCUCAUAGACUGACACACACACACAGACAGAGAGGCAGGGGGCUUAAAAACUCGAAGACAGGAACACAGUAAUCCACUAGAUGCAACAACCCUCCCUUAUGCCCAAACGUCAGAGCCUUUCAGCAGCUCUGGUUUAAAUCCAGACAAAAUAAACACACUCAAACACGCACUGUUAGUGAAUCUUCAAUCUAGAGUGAUUAGGAUUCUUCUUUGUACUGUACACCACUGGAAGCAACUCUUUUCGGCCAACCAUCACCUUGCAGUGAAUAUCUGUACCGUCCUGCCUCUACCGUCGACUAAAAAGACUCAAUGGAUCGAGCACCCCACCAUCACCACCACCCCUUACUCCUUUCUCUCCAGACUAUUCCCUCUCCACCACCGCAUCUCUUCUUUGUAUUUGACUUGGAAUUACAGGCUCUUUUAGCCAUGGCCGUUCAAUGUUUGCAUCUCUGAUUUUUUGUUUUUGUUUUUGUUUUUUGUGGUCACAUUUGUGACGAACAGGCAAGUUGAAAAUGGAGGCUCCUCAGUAGUUUUUGGUAAAAGGUCAAAAACAACUAAUGUAACAGAGCAUGAAUCAUUUGGGGGAGAACGAGGCAGAGAUAUCCGGAGUGUGAUGCAAAUUUAAACCUCCCAUUGUGUUAGUAUUUCUUUGUUCAGAGAAUUAAUUCAAAGCUUGAAAGGGUUUUUUCAGGAAUUUAUCCUUUUAAUUAUGAAAGGGCAGAACACAAUACUGGCCUCAAUGUGUGACGCUUUCCAUUUUUAUUUUGUCCUUAGAUAAAGAGAACCUACCUCAGUCAUAAAAAAAACUUAGCAGACUGACCAGAGACUAGCUUAGAAAGCUGCGAAGGACAGAAGAAUUGAUGAGUCUUUCUGAAGCCAAUUUUACACUGGAGAUUGUUUUCCUACAUUUUUUUUUUUGUUGUUUUUGUUUUAAUUUUAUCGUUCCAUGUAGCUCUGUUCCCUCUGCAGCAACAAAAUCUUUUGAAGGCCGAGUUAGCUCGUGGGUAACCGAGCUUAACUGUAGGUGUCGGUGAUGCAAAAAGUUGCGAGUGAAACUGUGCCACACUCUUUUAAGGGGGUGAUAUAUCGGCAUUGCAUAUGGAAGUAACUCAUCACAAUAAUAACUGUAUGGCAUGCUGUGCCAAAGCAGAUGUAUUUUAAGAAUUUGAUGACAGGAUAUGGUUACAAGAUUUUGGUGCCUUUUUUUUUUUCUUUCUCUCUUUCGUUUUUUGUUGUUGUUGUUGAGUGGUGAAGAUUGGAGUCUGUUGUUUUAAGGCUAGUUGAGCUAGCCAUCAGAUGAGACCCCGGUCUGAGAGAAGGUGUUUUAUUUCAUUUAGGAUUCUUCCUUAGAUGGUUGGGUUGUUGUUGUUUUUUUUUCCAGUAGGCGAAAUGGACAGAGAAGCAGAAACAAAUCUGUGGUAAAGGACAGUUAUGGAAUAGAAGUGCUGCCAUCCUUUUUGCUCCACAUUUUGGUCUCCUUUUUCUGGAAGUAUCAUAUUUAUUUAAUUGCUUCACAUCCUCUUAACAGUUGUUUGUCAUACGUCUACGUAAUCUUUGACUGUGGUUCUGUACAGAUGGGAGUUAUUAGUUGCAGAAAACAGGACACGUCUGCUGUGGUUUUUGAGUGUUAAGUUGUAAUUGGUCAGUGCUCAUGGCUGUGCUGUUGAUGAACACUCCUUUUCUUUUUCCUCCGAAAGAAUCCAGCCUGGGUCAAAGCAGCAUUCAGACUACUUUGCUGCAGUGGGUUCAACAUGUCUGACACAACGAAACUUAAUGAAGUGUCAAUAAGUGCAACCCCACCAAGCUUAAAGUCAUUGAUUGGAUUACAAAUGGUCCUGUCUGGAAUGAGUGGAGCUGCUCCAACAAUCCCCCUCGGCCUCCUUUCAAUGUAGAUAAGGUCACAUCUAUUUGCUGGAAUAGAAUUGGACAUUAAUUGCUACAUGCAGUAGGCUUACAACUAAUAUUCCUCUGCACCUGCACUCGUAUUGUCAGUAUGUGAUGGCUGCUCCUCAGAUACGGAUCCUCGGGCUGCAUGUAGGUUUGUCUGCAAGAAGACCAUCGACGUUCGUUUGAAGGUGAGAAAAGGUUGUUGCUGUGUCGCUAGAGCUGUUUGCACUUUCAUCUGAUAUUUCAUCCCACGUUUAUGGCUUAUUUAUUUUGAAGCCAUCAUGUAGUGAGUAUUAAUCAAGGAUCCCUGGCGGUUGCGAUCAUUUCUCCUCGACCAUCUUAUGUACGGGAGUCAGAAAAAAAUGUGAAAUUAGAAGAGCAGCGGUCUCACUCCGCUGUGAGAAAAACAGUAGUGGUUCAGAUUAGUUCUGCAUUGUACGUUUCCCUCUCUCAUCAUCCCUUUGUUGCGGUUUGAUCGGCACGGAAUCAGUUUUGUUUUUUUUUCUUCUACCUUGCUCAAAUGCACAGAGAAAUGACAUUUACACAUCGAUUCGGGGCCCUCGCUGUUGUAAGUGCAUCCUGAUAGGGUUGAUGAUUGAAAAAGUAGGCCGAGUCAAAUCUGGUCUUCCAUUUUUCUCCUUCCUUUGACACUUUGACAAAACAAAAUCAAUAUACUGAUGAAAAAUAUGUUUGAUAGUCCACACAAAAUUGAUUGAUGGCACUUUGCCUGUAAUACAUCAGAGUGUGUCCCCGAAGCAGAUCUUAUGUAUAAGAUUUG
Molecule: messenger RNA, 4307 nt
Organism: Larimichthys crocea (large yellow croaker)
Lineage: Eukaryota; Metazoa; Chordata; Actinopteri; Sciaenidae
Gene: pias4a
Product: protein inhibitor of activated STAT, 4a
Exons: 11
Coding region: 103-1626 (507 amino acids)
Biological process (GO): regulation of transcription by RNA polymerase II; protein sumoylation
Cellular component (GO): chromatin
Molecular function (GO): SUMO ligase activity; zinc ion binding; transcription coregulator activity
Source: RefSeq, a predicted model, not a curated record